Neodiprion fabricii is the source of this 3576-nucleotide messenger RNA. It is a transcript of the gene IntS3, whose product is annotated as integrator complex subunit 3. The transcript has 11 exons. Bases 1 to 3393 code for a protein of 1130 amino acids. The record is from RefSeq and is a predicted model, not a curated record. Lineage: Eukaryota; Metazoa; Arthropoda; Insecta; Hymenoptera; Diprionidae. Gene Ontology annotation, cellular component: cytoplasm.
AUGCGCAAUCGCAUCGAAACGUUUCACGACUCCCGAGGACGAGGAAUAAACAGACACGAUGCUCGGAGGAAACGGCAAGCAGGCAGGGCAGGCCUCGCGCGUGGAAGACUUUUGAGCGAGUGCUCGCGCACAGAAAGGCCAACGAUGGACCAAACGAAAGCGGCCGCCUCUAGGCUCUUCUACACCUCAUGCAUCGAGAACAAGGACGACUUGGAAGAGAAGUUCGAGCGCUGCUACACAAUUUUGCAAAACCUCACUUCGGGACUCUCUGAGAAAGAAGCCCACGAUAGCCUGAAUAAUGCAGUGUGCAAGGACAAGACUCACGAAGAAGUGUCUUUGGGACUCUUGGUAGUUAUUCUGACUGAGCCACCCAAUGCAGCCAAAAGUUAUCGUGACUUGACCCUUAUUACUAGAGAUGGUUUAGCCAUUGUGUUAGGUCAUCUGAACCAACUAGUACUAGAAAGAUAUUUACGCCUUCACGAUACAGCAAGAAGUCAGUUAUUAUGGCUUCUCAGAGAAAUGAUAAGAACGAGUGUGACAAAUGUCGACAACCUUUGCUCGAGUUUAUUGAGGCAUGCUGCUGGCGGAGAUACCUCAGUGAGAAAUCUAUUUCUGGUCGAUGCUCUCUUGGACAUAUUUCAAGAGAACCGACCGUGGCUAGAUAAAUUCCCAUUCUUGGUUGCCUCAAUUGUCUAUACUUAUCUACGUUUAAUCGAGGACCACACUGCUCCACAUUUAGCUACUCUUAGGCAGAAGGAAGUCUCGUUUAUGGUGUCGCUGAUCAGAGAGAGAUGUGCUGACUGUUUAGUGAUCGGCAGAGAUUUGGUUCGACUGUUACAAAAUGUUGCAAGGAUACCAGAGAUUGAAGCUCUUUGGAAAGACCUGUUACUGAAUCCAAAGUCCUUGUGUCCAAACUUCGUUGGUGUAUUGCAACUUCUACAAACAAGAACCUCUAGAAGGUUUUUACAGUCAAGACUGACACCUGACAUGGAAAGGAAACUGGUAUUCUUAACGAGUCAAGUGCGUUUUGGCAACCAUAAACGGUAUCAAGAUUGGUUCCAACGACAAUACUUGGCCACUCCAGAGUCUCAAUCUCUCAGAUGUGACCUCAUUAGAUUUAUAGUUGGUGUUAUUCAUCCAACGAAUGAACUCUUGUGCUCUGACAUUAUUCCAAGGUGGGCCGUGAUCGGCUGGCUGUUCACUACCUGCACAUCCACCGUUGCCGCUAGUAAUGCCAAAUUGGCAUUAUUUUAUGAUUGGCUAUUUUUUGAACCUGAAAAAGAUAAUAUAAUGAACAUAGAACCAGCUAUUCUAGUGAUGCACAAUUCAAUGAGAUCACAUCCUGCUGUCACUGCCACUUUGUUAGAUUUUUUGUGCAGGAUAAUUCCAAAUUUCUACCCGGCAUUGACUGAGAAAGUUAGAAGUGGUAUUUUCUCCUCACUCAGGCAGAUUUUGGAAAAGCGUGUGCUGCCUAGUCUGUAUCCAUUAUUUGAUAGCCCGAAACUAGACAGAGAAUUGAGAACCAAAAUACGGGAAACCUUCAAAGAAUUUUGUCUACCACCCAAUACUGAUCCAGGUAAUAAGCUUCCAAUCCCAAUGUAUUCAGGUAAAAUGGAGGAACUUAAUAAGGAUCUUGGUCCUGGGCUGAUGCUGGAAGGACCUGGAAAUACAUUGGAUAACAAUCAUGUGGGACAAGAUGAGCCAGCUUUUAGUGAUGAGGAAGAAGAAAUGCCAUUACAGAUUGUUACAAAAAUUGAAGAGGAAGAAGAUGAGGAUGACAUGCCACUUGCGAAAGUGAAACUAAAAAAUGACCAAAGGAAUGCCAAUUGCGUCAUUUUAAAAGAAGAGAAGGAAGUAGUACCACAGUUGAGUUUCAUGUUGGAACCUCCAGAAUUGGGAGUAGCGGUUGAAAGCUUACAUCUGGAACCUGAUAAUGAGGCCAAGUGUCAAGCUAUGGAGAGGAUAGUUCAAUUAGUCAUAGAAGACGAAAUCGAAUCGGAAACAUUACCUGCGUUAGCAUCAGCGAUAUCUACAGUUCUAUUUUUACAAACGACGUCGCAGAUAUUCCCUGCAGAUAAUCUAAAUGACGAGAGUUUGGCAGAUAGUAUAAGCACACCGUUAUUUGUAAUGUACAGAAACCAAUUUCAGUUGUGCAAAGAAGAAGACAAGCGUCGAAAACUCUUAUCUAGAGUUUUGGCAGAAGUUCAAGCUAUCCAGCCAAGAACUGGAUACUUACUUUUGUAUUUUCUCAAAGUUUGGGGAAGAGAAGAAGAAAAAAGAGAAGGCGAACCUAGUAACGAGUUAAACGACGUUAAGGCGUUAGUGUACAAGGAUUUUUGCUCAGAACGAGAAAAGAAAUUAGAAGCAUGUCUUUUGGCAGAUUUAAAGCUUUGCCAUGAAGACGACAUACACUUACUCUGUUACUUAAUCCCUGAUGUCUACAUGGGAUUUCAAAAUGUGGCAGUUGGAAAUGUACACCUAUUACAACUAGUGGUAUCAACUGUUGACGCCAGUCAAUUACAGGACCUAAUUUGCCAGAUAAUGCAAGGUCACUUGAGAAUGCUCAAAAAGGAAUCAUUUACCAACAUUCUGACGGCUAGUCUACAUUGGGAAACAUUCGAGCAAUAUUGCUUCUGGCAGCUUAUUGCUGCACACGACUUUUCUAUUGAGUCUGUCUUACCUAUAUUGCCCAAACUAGAAUUUCGAAACCAUGCAGAAGCGUUGACGUCAAUCCUGUUCAUGCUAAAGCAAGAAAAACCCACAAUGGAGCUAUUACGACAGCUUUUUUGCCGGCACAGUGUUGACGGAGAUAUGUUUGUAGUAGCUGCAUUACGUUACUGGUGUCGCGAAUACGAAGACAAAUUGGGCGAGUUAGUAGCAAAUUUAUUGAGUACACGGUAUCCUGCGACUAGCCCUAACAAGCGGAAGCGGACAACAGCUAAGCAUGCGCAACAGUCAGGACCUCCAACGGGAGAACAAGUACUAGGACACCUUGACCAACUGAGACAGCACUGUCUGUCGUCAACUGAAUUGGAAUUUUAUCAGUUGGAUGGAAUGCAGAGAGCAUUGCAGCAGGCACAAGCUUCGAGCAAUGAUUCUUUACGUAAAAGUUAUGGGGAUCUCUUUGCUCUAGCCGAAGUUAAUGAAGAAAAUGAGCCACCCCCACCUCCACCAAGGAAACACGCUGCCAAUACAGCGAGCGGCGGUGGAGGGAAAGGAGGUCAUAGAAAAGCUGGUGCCAGUACAAGAGAAAGACCUGCUGCCAAACGUCCGCCACCGCGAGAUAGGACUACCGAAAGUAGUGAUCAGAGUAGCGAAGAAGAAGAAAUCAUCAAACCAAAGCAAGCAAAAAAAAGAAAAAAGAUAAACCCUGUUGGCUCUGAUAGCGACUGACCACCCAGUGUCUUCAUGCGACAUAUGGACCACGUGCGCGUGUGUGCAGCAAGUUAAUCCAGUUUUAAGAGUAGUAAGAUAAUAUAAUAUGCUAUGCAUAAUAGAGUAAGCAAUCUGUAAAUAAACGAUACGCCAAAAGUCCAACAGUCCUGAGAUAUCUAUGACAAAUACUUUGCAAUCUCA